AUGGAGUCAUGCAGUUCCUUCUUCUUGCCGCGGAUGGUGGGCUACAGUAAUGCGACGUACCUCCUCGCCACUGGAAAACGGUUCCCAGCAGACUCCAAAGUGCUGGAUGGUCUCUUCGCAGAACUCCUGCCCAAACCGGAAGAUGUGUUCCCUCGCGCUGUCGAACUGGCUGGAGACAUUCUGCAAAACGUAAGCCCGAUGGCUAUCCAUCUCAAUCGACAGCUGAUAUGGCGGAAUGGCGGGUCUGCCGAAGCUGCUCAUCUCACGGACAGUCCGCUACUGGCAGAUAUGUUUGGCGGGAAUGAUCAUGCUGCAUUCAAAGCUGCUUUCUUCAAGAAGCAACUUCCGAACUUCCAGGAUUCAUUGACCAGAAACGCCCCGAGGAUAUAUCCGUGGUGGGAGGAGGUCUCGAUUAAGUCGCCGCCUCAAGGCGUGUCGAGCAAUUUGAGCAAGCUGUAG
Messenger RNA from Cercospora beticola, 459 nucleotides. RefSeq lists its product as uncharacterized. Lineage: Eukaryota; Fungi; Ascomycota; Dothideomycetes; Mycosphaerellales; Mycosphaerellaceae. The record is from RefSeq and is a predicted model, not a curated record.